This is a messenger RNA of Sus scrofa (pig), 736 nucleotides long. The record is from RefSeq and is a predicted model, not a curated record. NCBI's taxonomy places the organism in Eukaryota, Metazoa, Chordata, Mammalia, Artiodactyla, Suidae.
UGGCCUUCACAAAUGUAUCCUUUUCAUCUGUCACAGUCCCUAAUAUUCUGAUGAACAUGCAGACUCAGGAUCAAUCCAUUCCCUGUGCAGAAUGUGUAACACAGACAUAUUUUUUACUAUUACAGACCUGGACAGCUUCCUUAUUACAUCAAUGGCAUAUGACUGCUAUGUUGCCAUGUGUCAUCCCCUUCACUACACUACAAUCAUGAGGGAGGAGCUAUGUGCCUUUCUAGUGGCUGUAUCCUGGUUACUGUUUGGGGCCAGUUCCCUUUCCCACGGUCUUCUCCUGACCCAGUUAUCUUUUUGUUCUGACAACAUCAUCCCCCAUUUCUUCUCUGACCUUGGUGCCCUGCUUAAAUUUUCCUGUUCAGACAUUGUCCUCAAUGAGCUGGUCAUGUUCUCUUCAGUGGUGGUGGUAAUUACACUGCCAUUCAUAUGUAUCCUGGUAUCUUACGGGUAUAUUGGGGCCACCAUCCUGAGGAUCCCCUCAACCACAGACAAAGCCUUGUCCACAUGUGGCUCCCAUCUCUCUUUAGUGUCUCUGUAUUAUGGGUCAAUAUUUGGGCGACACCUUUUCCUGACAUUAACCAAUUUCAUUGACAAGGACAUCAUUGUGGUUCUCAUGUACACAGUGGUCACACCCAUGUUGAACCCCUUUAUCUAUAGCCUUAGGAAAAAGGACAUAAAAAGAGCCUUUGAGAAACUCUUCAGUAGAGCAAUAUUUUUCUCACCAUGA